CGCGGCCUCUGCUAGUCGGCUGGCUGACGGCCAUUCGGUGACGGAGCGCGGCAGUGUGUGCAAGGGGGCAGCCGUGCGGCGACGCUAGCGUACGGCCGGCAUCAUGGAGGGCUCGAAACGCAACAUCCCCGUCAAGAUGGGCGACUUCAGCAUCAUCGACACGGAGUUCAGCAGCAUCCGCGAACGCUUCGACGCGGAGAUGCGCAAGAUGGAGGAUGAGAUGAACAAGUUCCGCUCUGAGCUCAUCAGUCGGGAGAUGCCGGUGGCCCAGAGCUCUAUCACGUCCAGGACGCGGACGUCCGAGUACCACCGGUCGGUGGACGGUAAGGAGGAGGAGAGGCAGCGCGAGACGUCCGAGUUGUUCUCGCGCAGCUCGCGCGCCGAGCCGGCCGCGGUGCCGCGACCGGCGCCGGCGCGGGCCCCGACCGAGGCCAACCGGGCCCCGACCGAGGCCAACCGGGCCGCGACCGAGGCCGGCCGGGCCCCGACCGAGGCCGGCCGGGCCGCGCCAGCGCGAGUCACCACAGAGGUCACCGUCAAACACACCUCCUCCACUAAAGAGGCUCCGAACAAAGCGGGCUCAGGGAUACGUCGCAGCUCGAGCUCCACCACCCAGAAUUCAUCCGGUUUUCCGGGCACCUGCCUGGCGCCGCGGUCGGACCCCACCACCUGGCUGGACAGCCUCAACUCGCCCCUCAUUCAGGACGAAGGAGACCAGAAGCAGCUGAAACUCCGAUUUGACGUGAGCCAGUACAAGCCGGAGGAGAUCGUCGUCAAAACGGUCGACAACAAACUCCUGGUUCACGCCAAGCACGAGGAGAAGACGGACGGCCGCAGCGUGUAUCGCGAGUACAACCGCGAGUUCCUGCUGCCCCAGGGCUCCAACCCGGAGAUGAUCAAGUCAUCGCUCUCCAAAGACGGCAUCCUGACAGUGGAGGCGCCGCUGCCGGCGCUCGAGGGCAGCGGCGGCCACAUCCCGAUCGCCCACCAUUAGACGGGCCACCGGGCGCCGCUGCUGCCACCUGUCGAGAGCCGCGCGCACUGCCGUGGUGCUGCCGCGUCCUGCGCAGCCGCCCUGUCGCCACGCUGAAUUUCCCCUGCCCCCGCCGACUGCCGAAGGUGGUCGGCGCCGCCGUCCGCAGCUGACGUCACCGCAGGACGGCCGGGAGCGACGGCCCUGUCACGUGACGUCGGGGGGUCGGGUUCGGCUGCCGGCAACGCCCCGCCCUUGCACUGGACGCCGUACCGACCGAUGGAUGUGUCUCACUACUGAGUCCCUCGCGCCUGGCUUUGAACGGCUAAAUCCGGAUUUUCGUCGUAGCACAAUGUGAUAGCGACACGUGUACGUUUAAUAAUUUAUUAAAAGAAAGCGAUGCCGUUUUGCUCUGGUUCCUGAAGAUAUUACAUUAUAUCAAGGGUGUGAACAAUGUUCAAAUGCUGGCAAAAUAUAAUUCACUCCUUUCCUG
This is a messenger RNA of Pollicipes pollicipes, 1466 nucleotides long. Its product is annotated as heat shock protein beta-1. The record is from RefSeq and is a predicted model, not a curated record. Gene Ontology annotation, biological process: response to heat; protein refolding. The transcript has 5 exons. Bases 104 to 994 code for a protein of 296 amino acids. NCBI's taxonomy places the organism in Eukaryota, Metazoa, Arthropoda, Thecostraca, Pollicipedomorpha, Pollicipedidae. Gene Ontology annotation, cellular component: cytoplasm; nucleus.